Messenger RNA from Pteronotus mesoamericanus, 1604 nucleotides. It is a transcript of the gene NIPSNAP3A, whose product is annotated as nipsnap homolog 3A. NCBI's taxonomy places the organism in Eukaryota, Metazoa, Chordata, Mammalia, Chiroptera, Mormoopidae. The transcript has 6 exons. The record is from RefSeq and is a predicted model, not a curated record. Bases 112 to 855 code for a protein of 247 amino acids. Gene Ontology annotation, cellular component: mitochondrion.
UGCGUCCUGCAAGUCGUCCUGCUGGUCGCGGCUCUAAGUCGGGAAUCUGUGAGAAGACUCCAGUAGAGAAUACCGGCUUGCUGCCUUUUUCAGCGCUCCAAGCCGUGCACCAUGCUUGUUCUCCGAAGUGGCCUGACUAGGGCUCUGGCCGCGCGGACACUGACGCCUCAGGUGUGUUCAUCUUUUGCUACAGGACCUAGACAAUACGAUGGAACAUUCUAUGAAUUUCGUACCUAUUAUCUUAAGCCUUCGAAGAUGAAUGAGUUUCUGGAAAAUUUUAAGAAAAAUGUACAUCUUCGGACAGCUCACUCUGAAUUGGUUGGCUACUGGAGUGUUGAAUUUGGAGGCAGAAUGAAUAAAGCGUUUCAUAUUUGGAAGUAUGAUAAUUAUGCUCAUCGAACUGAAGUCCGGAAAGCCUUGGCCAAAGAUAGGGAAUGGCAAGAGCAGUUUCUCAUUCCAAAUUUGGCCCUUAUUGAUAAACAGGAGAGUGAGAUUACUUAUCUGGUACCAUGGUGCAAAUUAGAAAAGCCUCCAAAAGAAGGAGUCUAUGAACUGGUUACUUUUCAGAUGAAACCAGGUGGGCCAGCUCUGUGGGGUGAUGCAUUUAAAAGGGCAAUUCAUGCCCAUGUCAACCUAGGCUACUCAAAACUAGUUGGAGUUUUCCACACAGAAUAUGGAGCGCUGAACAGAGUUCACGUUCUUUGGUGGAGUGAGAAUGCAGACAGUCGUGCAGCUGGGAGACACCAGUCUCACGAGGAUCCCAGAGUCGUGGCAGCUGUUCGGGAAAGCGUCAAUUACCUAGUGUCGCAGCAGAAUAUGCUUCUGAUUCCUACAUCAUUUUCACCGUUGAAAUAGUUUUCCACCAAAGUACAAAGCAUUUCAUUAACUGUCUUAAGAUAUGUCUGCUAAUGGUGCUUCAGUUCUCCCAAGCGCAUCUCACUUUUAUUUGAAGAAGGUGGUAAGUUAAUUCGCUGCGUCUCUGCAUUUUUAAAGCCAUCUCUGUUCUUUGUCAUUACCACCUCAGAAAAUAGUUCUGUUCAUUUUCCCCAUGGCAUUUCAGUAGCUAUUAUACAUUAGGAAUAGUUGCCACUAGUCAUGAUCUCGGGUUUUCAUUUCUUUCAGAAUACCUCUUAUUCUCUAUUUUGACGACCCUUUGGCUCAAUAGCAUUUUCUUGUAUUUAAAUGGUUUUACAUUCUUGUGCUUGACAGUAUUUUAAAAUUAUUUUUUAUGAUUUUUUAUGUACAUGCAAUGUCUGUAUUUUCAACAUGUCUUGUGCUAUUUUUGAGAUUGAAAGUAAUUUUUUGCCCAGUAAAGUUUAUUUUGUAAUAUAAGAAUAUUAGAUCAAAUAUAUUUCUUUACUUUAGGAAAGUACAGUAACACCUGUGUCAUCUGUACCUUUCACAUUAUUAGUCAGUUAGGUCUCAAGGUUGAAAUCUUCAGAAGACUUGUUUCAUAUGCUGAAAUGUAUUCAUUUAUAGUUAAUUUUAUUAAUUUUUGUUCAUUUUGGAUCACUAACAUAGACACCUGAAACAUUUAUUCGUUUUUGAAGAGAUUUUAUGAUUAUGGAAAUGCUUGCCCUAAUAAAAGCCUAUGUCGUCAUUCU